AUGUCAUUAAACUCUACUACUACCGUUAAUAAUAAUAAUAAUACACGUCGAAUACCACCACGAACAGUAGCUCGAAGAAAACAAACAAUUAAAAAACAGUCACCACUGGAUUCACCGACGAACGACACCGCCAGUGUGACAACUGGCUCGUGCCGCUAUGACAGUUCUCUCGGUCUUCUCACAAAGAAAUUCGUGAGCCUACUAAAGGAAGCCAAAGAUGGAGAUUUGGACCUGAACACAGCGGCUACGGCAUUAAAAGUACAAAAACGAAGAAUAUAUGACAUUACCAACGUAUUAGAAGGAAUUGGAUUAAUUGAAAAAAAUUCGAAAAAUCAUGUUCGUUGGAAAGGGGCACAAUUCCAACAAUUAGGAUCAAGUUUCCGUCAAGAUUAUAAACAGAAAAUCGAGGAACUUCGAGCAGUCAACGCCAAUCUUGAAUCGGAAAGUCAAGAACUAGAAAAAGCGGGUUAUGAUGUCGAUAUUAGUAUUGAGAAUAUAUAUAAUUCUGAAGAAGCCAAGAGUCAUUAUACAAUGGGAAACAUGGCACGUGCAUUUCCUCAACCUAGUCCACCAUUAAAUGUUCAUGAUGCAAAUGGACCACUUCGAUUCAAUAUAGAUCUUCCAUCACCUUAUCCUCACUUCUCUCAUCAUUCAUCUUCUUCAACUCAAACUCCUCCUGAAGAAGAUUAUGAUAUGUUUGAUGAUGAAUUGGAAUUAUUUGGACGGGAUCCAAAUCAAAGAACAAGAGGAGGACAUCGUCCAUAA
Diversispora eburnea is the source of this 765-nucleotide messenger RNA. Lineage: Eukaryota; Fungi; Glomeromycota; Glomeromycetes; Diversisporales; Diversisporaceae. The record is from the annotation of a GenBank genome assembly.